CCCGGCCCCCAGCCGGGGGCAGGCGGCGCCCCGGAGCCCCCCGCGGCCCCUUCCCUUCCUUUCCCCUUCCCUUCCCUUUCCCCGCCCCUCGCCGCGGGUCCCCUCGUCGGCGGGCGCGAUGCGGCGGCGGCCGCUGCUGGCGCUGGGCCUGGCCCUGUGGGCGCUGGGCGCGGCGCACGGCCAGCACCGCGCCGACUACGACCGGGAGGCGCUGCUCGGCGGGCAGGAGGAGGCGGAGGAGUACGCGCGGCUCAGCCCGGAAGAGCAGCAGCGGCGGCUGCGGGCCAUCGUCAGGAGGAUCGAUGCGGACGGCGACGGGCUGCUCAGCAAGGAUGAGCUGAGCUCCUGGAUACAACAGUCCUUUAAACAUUAUGUUACACAAGAAGCUAAGCAACACUUCCACGACUAUGACAAAGAUGGUGAUGGAUUAGUGUCUUGGAAAGAGUACAAUUUACAAAUGUAUGAUCGUGUCAUUGAUUUUGAUGAGAACACUGUCCUGGAGGAUCAAGAAGAAGAAUCAUUUCGACAGCUUCAUUUAAAGGAGAAAAAGCGUUUUGAAAAAGCUAACAGGGAUGAUGUUCCUGAUCUAAAUGUGGAUGAAUUCAUUGCUUUUGAACAUCCUGAAGAAGUGGAGUAUAUGACGGACUUUGUCAUUCAGGAAGCUUUAGAAGAGCAUGAUAAAGACGGUGAUGGAUUUGUUAACCUGGAAGAAUUCCUUGGUGAUUACAGAAGAGACCCAACUGCAAGGGAAGAUCCAGAAUGGAUACUUGUUGAGAAGGAUCGAUUUGUGAAUGACUAUGACAAGGAUAACGAUGGGAAACUCAGCCCUCAAGAGCUGUUGUCUUGGAUAGUACCUAAUAAUCAGGGUAUUGCACAAGAGGAGGCUCUUCACCUUAUUGAAGAAAUGGAUUUGAAUGAUGAUAAAAAGCUUUCUGAAGCAGAAAUUCUUAAGAACCAGGAUUUGUUUCUUAACAGUGAAGCAACGGAUUAUGGCAGGCAGCUUCAUGAUGAACGUUUCUACCACGAAGAACUUUAGAUUAUUUAUUUUGUAAUCUGUUUUUCUUCCCUUUCUUUCAUUUGGAGCUUUUGUUAAAUGCACCCACUUUUCAGCUAUGUUGCAAAUUUUAUGCUGUAAUUACAAUAGACUAAUGUUUGUGUAAAUACUUUGCAUUCAAAAUUAAAUUGCCGUCCUGCAGACUUCCUUGGGCCUCUUCUAGCCUGCAAAAUUAAUCUUAAAUACUUACUUCCAAAAUUAUAUAGCAAUGGGAAAGAAAUUACUUAAGGUAUUGUACUGUAUUGUGAAGAGUUGUGUGACUGUACUUCAAUUAAAUGGAGAAUUUAAAUGAUUCUCUGAAAGAAUUCAAACCAGAAAAUGAGACUGCUAUAUUUUCUACUCAGUUUAAUUAGAGAGGAGAGUAGGGGAAGAUAGGGGAAGAUGUUUAGAAUCAGCAUUAACUGUGUUUUAUUUAAUACAUUUGGAGAAACACUUAGCUUAAUGCCUCAAUUGUUUAAGAGGUUUCUACUUAAUUUUAAAUGGUUUCUAUGUGUUUUACUGUAUUAUAAUAAAAACCUACUAUUUUUACAUCUACAGAAAACAAUUGUUUUUAUGUACAAUUCUACAGCAUUGGCAAUACAAUGGUAUUGUACAUUGUCAAGACCCUCCUCAUUUGUUGGAUUAAAACUUAAAAUAUUG
This is a messenger RNA of Cygnus atratus (black swan), 1693 nucleotides long. It is a transcript of the gene RCN2, whose product is annotated as reticulocalbin 2. Gene Ontology annotation, molecular function: calcium ion binding. NCBI's taxonomy places the organism in Eukaryota, Metazoa, Chordata, Aves, Anseriformes, Anatidae. The transcript is spliced from 7 exons. The coding region runs from base 119 to 1036 and encodes 305 amino acids. Gene Ontology annotation, cellular component: endoplasmic reticulum. The record is from RefSeq and is a predicted model, not a curated record.